Molecule: messenger RNA, 862 nt
Organism: Oenanthe melanoleuca
Lineage: Eukaryota; Metazoa; Chordata; Aves; Passeriformes; Muscicapidae
Gene: SNRPE
Product: small nuclear ribonucleoprotein polypeptide E
Exons: 5
Coding region: 452-730 (92 amino acids)
Biological process (GO): mRNA splicing, via spliceosome; spliceosomal snRNP assembly
Cellular component (GO): U4 snRNP; U4/U6 x U5 tri-snRNP complex; U5 snRNP
Molecular function (GO): RNA binding
Source: RefSeq, a predicted model, not a curated record
CACCGCCACUAUCCCACAGUGCCCCGCGCGGUGCCAUCCCCCUCACACCGCCACUAUCCCACAGUGCUCCGCGCGGUGCCGUCCCCCUCACACCGCCACUAUCCCACAGUGCUCCGCGCGGUGCCAUCCCCCUCACACCGCCACUAUCCCACAGUGCCCCGCGCGGUGCCAUCCCCCUAACACCACCACUAUCCCACAGUGCUCCGCGCGCUGCUAUCCCCCUCACUCCGCCACUAUCCCACGGUACCCCGCGCGGUGCCAUCCCCCUCACACCGCCACUAUCCCACAGUGCUCCGCGUGCUCCGUAUCCUCUCACACCGCCACUAUCCCACAGUGCCCCGCGCGGUGCCGUCCCUCUCACACCGCCACUAUCCCACAGUGCCCCGCGCGGUGCCGCUCCUGUACCGCCGCUCUCCCACAGUGUCCCGCGCGCCGCGGGCCCCGAGCAGCCAUGGCGUACCGCGGGCAGGGCCAGAAGGUGCAGAAGGUGAUGGUGCAGCCCAUCAACCUGAUCUUCCGCUACCUGCAGAACAGAUCCAGGAUCCAGGUGUGGCUCUAUGAGCAGGUGAACAUGAGGAUAGAAGGCUGCAUCAUCGGCUUUGAUGAGUACAUGAACCUGGUGCUGGAUGAUGCUGAGGAGAUUCACUCCAAAACCAAGUCCAGGAAGCAGCUGGGUCGGAUCAUGCUGAAGGGAGACAACAUCACCCUCCUGCAGAGUGUCUCCAACUAAAAUGUGGAAAAAUUUGGGAUUGGGAGCUCUGGAAAACCGGGAUGAGCCAGAGCUGGAGAUCCCAACCUUCCCUUGGGAAUUGUGUUUUGUAGUUUGGGGCUUUCUUGGGGAAAUAAAAAUUGUUUUUUGUUU